UUUUUUUUUUGUGUGUGUGUGUGUGUGUGUGUGUGUGUGUGUGUGUAAAAGCCCCCAAGAUAGCCAAUUCCCCCAACCCUUAGCUGAUACUGCCCUUGUAGCUUUCUCCUGUGAUAAGGAACAAGCUGUGCUAAGAACCGAAAGCCCAUUUCUGGUUCCAUGAUGGAAUGAAGAGAACUCCCAGGAGAACGAUGGCAGCCUGUCCUAGUGGGUCAGAAGGCGAAGGCAGCCCUCCCCUAAGCAGUCUACGUUCAGGAACAACACUAGAGCUGGUGCCCAGGAAAGAGGUGGGGCAGCCACUGUUGGAGCAAGGUGUGUAUUCUCCAGAGGUGAUAUUAGAAGGAAAAAGAACAACUUAGCUGGCAGAAAGGUAAGUACUGCCUUAACGUGACCUACAGUCUGACAGACUAGGAACCUGAACUAGUUUCUGUGGGUGAACUAACUGAAGUUUUUCACCCUAUAAAAAGCAUAGGCUGCUGGUCAAGAUGUCCCUUGCCCAUUGGUUUUUUGCACUGAACAAUUUGGGGCACAAGUCUAAACUAGAGCCCCAAGGUUAAGUGUACCAUGGGACAGACUCCGUCAACAGGGGAUGUCUGACUGGUCUGUUUCCAGAAGGGCGUUCCUGCAGGCUGGCCCACCUGCCAACACUUCACAUUUCUUCUUAGGUCAGAGUCAGCUGCUGCCCUGUGCCCACCCAUAUGGAGAGCCCCUCCCACACAUGUUCCUUGCACUCUUUUGGCUGGAAGGACACUGCAUGCUUCUCAGUCUUUUACUCCUUAGGUUCUGAUCUGACCAUAUGCAAUGCAGUCAGUUUUCCUCUCUUAGUUUACCUCUUCUGGGCAGAGCCUUAAUCUUCCAACCAUCUCUGGAAUGACAGCCUAACCUAGGGCCAGGUGGCCCGGUGCCUUCAACUUUCAGCACAACCAAGGCAUUGGAGAGGCCUGUACCACCCUCAGCUGCCCAGAGAUGCCCACGAAUCACAAGGAUGCCACGGGCCCACAGUGUCUGCCCUGCUCUUCUUUUGCUGUGUGGGUUCAGGCCAUUUGUCUCUCAGACCUCUACAGCUGGGAGGAAAGAGAAGUCGGAGAGCUAACAGUCAACACCAGCCACCAUCACCACCGCAGCGGCCAGGAAAGCUGAGAGAGAAGAUUCCUGAGCUGGGUCUGGAAGGAGGAGCAGGAGCUGGUUCAGGAAUCUAGGGUUUGGCCAGAGCUGGGUAAAGGCUCAGCGGAGUGGGUGGGAGUUGUCCACCCACUAUCCCUCACAGACUGGAGAUCACCUGGCCCUUUUAUCCUCAAGCCUGGCACUUGCUGAGAUGCCCAUACAGUAUUGUUAAAGGCCCCUGAUGCUUGCCUUGCCCCACAGAAAGUUGUCUUCCAUUCACUCCCUAGGCUUCAUAGACUGUUCCUAACAGAAAAAGGGACCAUAAGUGUCCAUCCAUCUGUCUACCCAACCAAAAGACACCAGGCCUCCCUUUUUCAUCUUGGCCCAUAUAACUCCUCUGUUGUUCAGGAAGCCCACCAUGACCUAACCUACCAUACCAAACCACUGCUCUACCCAACCCUAUCUACUCCAUCUCUGCACAGCCUUCUCUCCUUCCUCCAACCAACUAGACAACACCUUUCGUGGGCCUUUGGUAUGGUACGGCAUAGUGUGGCAGUCACCUCCUUGCACAGCAGUCUCUGGGGCCAGGCACAGUAUUUUUCAUGUCCUUGUGGUUUGGCUGACAUCCCAGUGAAGGGCCUAUGUCUAAGGGAUGGGUGCCCUAGCCUCCUGCAACUGUGACACAUUCCCUUACUCUUCCAGUCAGCUUCUCCCCGACGUCAUGCCUUGCUCAGGCUGACGUGCAGCACUCUUACCUACACACCUUGCCAAUUGCCCACCAGGGGCUAGCAGUGGCCCCCCACAUAACCUCACAGUGGCGUAAGUACCCAGCUUGGUACAGAUGACUUCUGGAGCAUGUCGUCAGGCAGCUCUGUGUCCACUUCACAUAUGGACAGCAGACUCAGAAACAUUUAAUGACAGCAAGUUCAAGAUAACACGCUGAUAAACAUGAGAGAAAGGAUUUAAACCUAGGCCGUUUGGCUCUCCCUAAGGCUUUGCCUUUGGUUUUAUGGCCCCCUUCCCCAGCCAUAUUUACAAGAAAGCAGGAAGAUCUGCAUUUGAUGGAGUUAUUGCUGACUCUAAAAGUUAACGUUCAACCCUGGACAAUGGCUUUUCCUUGCAUGAGAGCUUCCUUCUCUAACCAGCUCUCAGGGCUGCACAUUUCCAAAUCCCUGCAAUGUCAUCUAGUCCUGACUUCUUGAAGAGCUGGUUUAUUAUCCUGUUGGGAGGAGACUUCUAGGGCUGGGAUGCCUUGCCUGUGGGGGAACGCCUCUCUCUGUCACUAUAAAUGUCUUCAGAGGCCAAAGAGAGGCCUUCUGUGUCAUCGCUCCCUCCCUAGCUGUGAGACUCCAGCUACUUCACUAUGAGACUUCUAGCCCUUUCCAGUCUGCUCUGCGUGCUGCUCCUCUGCUUCUCCAUUCUCUCCUCAGAAGGGAAAAGGCAUCCUGCCAAGACCACAAAACUCAGGUUUUGCUGUAACCUGGUCCCUAGAUCCAGACUGACAACCCAGAAAGGAAACUACACGAGGCACUGCAGACCAUGCGGAAGCAAGCCACCAUCCAAGUCAUGGGUGGUGCCUGGUGCUCUCCCACAGGUAUAGAGCUCCUGAAACUUGGCUCCACCCAAAUGAGACCUUCAAGCCCAGCUGUGGAGACACCAGAAGCUUUGACUUGCCCCCUGCCAACUUUCAUGGUGGCAGUGAGCUGUAAUACUGGGAUGCUUCACUUCAGACAUCCAGGAACAUUCCAGAAUUCCUUGACCUGGUUCCAACGGUGCCUCCAACCUUCAGAGUCACUAUGAAGCCCACAUGUCUUCAUGGCUCCUCGAGAGUGGAAGUCAAAGAUUCGUCCUGUGGGAGCUACAAUGCCAGAGAUUUCCAAGCUGGCCAGAGUGCAGAAUAGCAAGACCUCAGUGUGAUCAGCCAGGACUACAGCACCACGGGCAGUCACAGACAGCCUCAAAUUCCUAGCAUUUAACCAAUGGUCUCUGAACCAACUCCUGUAACUUCCUAAUUACGUCACCAGGAGAGCACCCAAAAUAAUAAAUAAUAAAUUGGCUAAA
This is a messenger RNA of Peromyscus californicus insignis, 3165 nucleotides long. RefSeq names its product G protein-coupled receptor 15 ligand (gene Gpr15lg). Lineage: Eukaryota; Metazoa; Chordata; Mammalia; Rodentia; Cricetidae. The coding region runs from base 2468 to 2704 and encodes 78 amino acids. The transcript is spliced from 3 exons. Gene Ontology annotation, molecular function: G protein-coupled receptor binding. The record is from RefSeq and is a predicted model, not a curated record.